GCAUAAUCGCAAUGUCAGACGUUCUACUAUAUUAUAUACGUGCCAUCGUGAACUGUUCAUGAAUUACAAAUUGUAUCGCAAUUUAUUUAUUACAAACUCUCACUGAGACAAAGACAAGGCAGCGGAGCGCACGCGAACUGACGCGAGCAGAAUGAAAGUUUGUCUACUCGGCUACUAUCAAAUAUGGCUUCGAGAGCGUGCUUACGUGUAGUCGCCAUGUUGUGUGCGAUUUGCGUGACAGUGGUGGAGCUGAGACCGCAAGCGAACGAGGGCCCGUGCGCUAAGGUGUGCUGGUGUAAGCCUGGAAUAAGCAUCAGCUGCAAAGACAGCAACCUCACCGAGCUGCCGGACUUUAGCGACGUGGAUAGUACGACUACGACGUUCGACCUCAGUUCGAACAGAAUCGCUCGCAUUCCAGCCGGAGCUUUUAAGAACUUCGCCGACAUGAAGACGUUGUCGUUACAGGACAACGCCAUCGCGGAAAUCGAGCCGAACACCUUCGCCGAUUCGCCCAAGCUCAGACUACUGUUGCUGAGUCGCAACCUGUUGACGGUUGUCCGUGUCGACAUGCUAGCCGGCCUCGACGGCUUGACCCAGCUGCAUCUCGACCACAACCGCGUUACCGACCUCGUGACGGGCGCUUUUGACGGACUAAGCUCGCUGAAAACUCUCGACAUCAGUAACAACGACAUCGGCGGCGAACUUCCUGCAGAAAUAUUCCGGAAUCUAGCGACACUGCAGUCGCUUUAUAUCAAUCACCUUCAGCUGGAGAAGCUCCCCGAGGACGUCUUCGUGGACAAUAGGAACCUGCGCUCCCUCUGGCUGGCCAACAACUCAUUUAGCAGCGUCGACGACUUCUUGCCAAACCUGAGAGCGCUGCCGCGGCUGCAGACGCUAGAUAUUAGUCAGAAUCCGAUAGCUGAGCUCCCGUCGCAACGCUUCGGCGACUUGUGGGCGUUGACGGACCUCUUCAUCAGAAAGAUGCCUCUGUUGAUAGCGAUAAAACCGCGGGCAUUUGUGAACUUGCCCUCGCUUCAGGCGUUAUACAUAGAGGACAAUCGAUACCUUCGCCGAUUUGAUGACAAUGCGUUCGACGGGAUAUUUAUCAACGGAAGUGACGCAGUCUCUGCUAAAGUUCAUUUCCGGGGUAACAAUCUGAACUACCUACAGGAGGAUUUGCUGCCGUGGGAGAAUUUAUCGCUGAUCGACCUUCAGCAGAAUCCAUGGCACUGCGACUGCCGUCUCGCCUGGAUGUCCAAAAUGUCAUAUAUUGACAAGAAACUCAUUGACUACGUAAGGUGUGCGUCACCGACGAAACUUCAGAAUCAUCUCAUCGUCGGCCUCAACUCGUCGCUAUUCGUCUGCGACGGACACAGCCGACCGACGUCUAGAUCGACGACGACGACAACGAUGACGAUAGUGAUGAUCCUCGCGGUCCUUCUGCUUACUACGGCCGUGGGCACGUAUGCGAUGAAACGCUUCAACGUGUUUAAGAAUUGUUGCAGGAAGCGCGAGGCGGCGCGAAGGUAUGUGUCUGUCAUCGACAGUGAGACAUCCGCUGACGAUAGCUACCUUAUUCAGGAAAUGGAAGAAAUCUGAAAUCGCCUGUGAUAUUAUUUGCCGCCAGGUGACGCUGUCGUUCGCUAGAUAUGUCUGUAAAUCCGUGGUUAUCUUGGCACAGAUUGCGCGGGUGAUUUUAGCAGCUUUAGAGAGACACAGAGAGCGAGUAAGUGAACACGCCUGUUUCACUCAAAAUUGCAGCCCUGUAGGCUAAGCGCGGUCGAUCGCGCAUGCGCAUGUUAUUGGCGAUUCUAAUUAAAUUUGUAAGCGAAAUUAACUAUACUGCAGGGUAACUAUAUAAAUUCAUCCACAAUUAUUAUAGAUAAUAUAUAAUUAUAUUUGGGAUCUUUAAUCAUCUUAAAGCACAUAAUAUGUUUACAGUGUUACGUGAAUUGUAUAGUUAAGUUGCAAGUAGCAAUGAUUAGGUAAAGGCGGAAUAACGAAUUAUAUAAUACUAUAAAAGUAAUGUAAAAAUCGGCUUUUUUGAUGUUCGCAUAAAAUAGUGAGACACAUGAUUAUUUGAUCAAUGAUAAAUAAAAUACAUGACGAUCAUACAAUGCCAGAAGAACGAAUGUUUAAGUUGUUUUUUUUAGUUAUAACGAAACAAGUGCGUUUAUACUAAAAAAAACAUCAAGUUAUCUAUUUCACGUGAAAUGUCUGUCAUGUUACUUAAGUAUAUCGGUCGAUUUCAGUUCAUGUUCAAUGAACAACAUGCUAUAAAUGAAUGUGAUUUUUUAGCGUUUGUUAUGUCUCAGCUUACGCGUAGGGGAAUCUACUGUACGCAUCGUUGUCAUGGUAACGUGUCAUGUGCGAUAUUCAGGCACUGAUUUUACCGUCUGCAUUUUCCGAGUGUCUAUUACGUAUAUGCGGUUUGGAUUGAUGUGGUCUCUUGCAGUAAAUAUAUACGAUGUUUUACCAGA
This is a messenger RNA of Priapulus caudatus, 2480 nucleotides long. RefSeq names its product chondroadherin-like. Gene Ontology annotation, molecular function: protein binding. The record is from RefSeq and is a predicted model, not a curated record. The coding region runs from base 184 to 1599 and encodes 471 amino acids. NCBI's taxonomy places the organism in Eukaryota, Metazoa, Priapulida, Priapulimorpha, Priapulimorphida, Priapulidae. The transcript has 4 exons. Gene Ontology annotation, cellular component: extracellular matrix.